GCUCAACACAGGAAGUUGAAUUAUCAGCUGAUCCUGCUGGCUGUUGUUGAUGCCUGAAGUUGCUGUUGUUUGGACACUGUGUUGCUCUUAUCUGCUCCUGACAUUGAAGAGACGUAAACUCAAGAGAGGGACGCUGUGGGCAUUUAUCGACUGAAGGGCUUCUAAAGAACAAAAGAAGCAUUUCUCAGUGAGGACUUGAAUUUACGCAGCAGCGACAGGAGAGCUAGCUGCUGAGCUUGAACCUUCGGUAAAAAGAAGAGCAAAACAGCCGACGGCUUGGCGUGUUUGCUUUGUUUAUGUCGUGCCAGUCUGAACAUAGAAAAACUCGUCGUCCAGACUCAAUUUUUUGUACUGUAAUACAUUAUUUAUAUUUGUACAUUAUUUCCAUAACACGGGGAGCAGCUAGCUUGUCAGCUAAUAUUAGCGCAUAGCGCAAAGAAACAGUCUUGUUGUCAACCUCUGAUGCUUUCGUAACCGGCCGACAAACACUGGCAGAUAACGGCAGAGCACAGGGGAAAAAGUCGGCUUACAGAAAUGAUCAUCGUGCCUCAGUGUUUUUGUCUUGAGUGAAGCUAGCUCGGGCUUUGUGUUGGAGACAGGACGCAGCUGGAAGAAAAACAACAAGACGUCUUUAUCUGCCAGACAAGCUCAUUCGUGACUUUAAAUCGAUUUAGUUUAGUUAUUAUUUCUUACAUGCGUGUCGGCUUAUUGGCACACAAACAAGUCAUAGGUGGACAGGUAUCUGGCCUUGUAGGUUUCAGGUUGGCAGGUUGCGUAAUUUGUUUGUGUGGACGCUGUCAGCCUCUGUGGUGCAUCUGUUCAACUGCUAUUUCAAACCUUUGUUUCUUGUUUGCCUGUGGUGCUCAUCCUCAGGUGGUGUUGUGGAUGUCAUUUUAAGUAUUGUACAUAUUUGAACAUUCACCCUUGACACUGCUGUCAUUUCAGUCACAUAUGACAUGUGAUAUAGUGACUGUUUUUUUUUACUGUAACACACAGGUUUAGUAGCUGCUUGAUGCUCACACUCAUGAGUUUGUUCACUUUGGGAUUGUAGGUAGAUUGACUUAUGAAUUAAAGUAGCUAUCCGAAGCAAAAGUGAGACGGCGUCGGGAUAAGGGAGAGAAAGGCAAAAAGAAAGGGUCCCCCUGAGGGUCCCAUUGUGUCUUGAGGUGAGCUGCCCCCCACUACUUGCCAAUGCUGGAUUUGGAGGUGGUGCCUGAGAGAUCACUAGGAAAUGAGCAAUGGGAAUUCGCCUUAGGUGAGUUUUUACUGAACUUCCAGAAUUACAAAUACUGACUCACAUAGAAGGAGGUGUAAACAGUUAUUCAUUGGUGUCUGAAGGAGUGGUUGACUGAUAUUGGUUUGAGGUAAAUAGUUGGAUAAACACAAUAAUCACAUGAAUCAUACUCAUUGUAUUCUAAUAUAAAGGGUUAUCUUAUCAGAAACAUGUUUUUAUUGAACUAAAAAUGAAAUCCUGAAAUAAAAAAUAUAUAGUGUUAAGCUACUAAAUUUGAAUUGCCCUCUGGGAUUAAAUAUCUAUCUAUCUAUCUAUCUAUCUAUCUAUCUAUCUAUCUAUCUAUCUAUCUAUCUAUCUAUCCACUGAUAUCAGAGUAUGACUGAAGUGAAACUGCUACAAGUUAGGAGAUUAAUUUGCAUUAAUAUGUUGUCAUUUAGGAUGGUGACGGGUGACAUUUGAGCAAAUGUUUAGAACAGGAUGCAUACUGGUAAUAGUACAGGCACAGGGCUCAAAAGAACAUUUUCACCACCUUCCCAGUGUUCCUUUACAGCAGCCGCAUUGACAGAGCUGUUUGCAGUGUCUGCAGACAUUGUUUAUUUUUGCUUUUCAUCAGCCUUGUGAAGGCAGGCUUUGGCCAAUACUGAUUAUUUCAAGAUGCCAUCAACUGUCCUGAUGAGUCAGCCAACCAAUCAGUCUACCCCUGUCCUGAUGCCACAUCCAAAUUAUUAGUCUUCCUGAUGAAAAUAUUGUCAGCAAUUUAUGGAUCUGAACGAGAUUAUGGUGCUUCUUGUAAUUUUUCUUUGUUUUUCAUUUGCUAAAUGGAUAUAUUUGUUUCCAGGGAUGCCAUUGGCCCAGGCCAUAUCUAUUCUUCAGAAACACUGCCGCAUCAUCAAAAAUGUCCAGGUGCUAUACAGUGAACAGGUAAAAUGACAGAGUGUCAACUUUUUAAUGUUUUUUCUCUGACAGAAAAUGUUAAUCAGCAUGUUCAGGAAACUCCUCUUUAGGGCAGUAGAACAAGUUUUUUGUGUUUUUUAGAGGUAUUCCUGUCAGGCAGCAGUUAAACCAGUACUAGUGGGACCUCUUAUACUUUUUUGACAGUUUUGAUCAAUUUCCUGCUCAAAAGCUCAUCACUGAUGUAGUCAUUUUUCUGUGUAUGUGGGCACUGUAGAUAAAAGAAUUCCCAUCAAAUAUGACGAAAGGUUGUUGCCAUUGCACAGUUUGUCCAACAGAGAGCACUGAAAGCUCUAUUUACAAAGAUGAAGUGUCCCUCCUAUCACUCAUCUUGGUCAAGAAGUAUAUAAGCAGUAAAAAGUCUUGAUGGUAUUGUUAGGUUUGGUUUAUGUGUAAACAGGUUCGGCAUCUGUAUUUUCAAGACCGUACAAAUCAGCCUCCGUAUUUCUCCAUCAGUGAAUCUAAUUUUAAAGUCUUCCCACAGGUUUGAUGCUAAAAAUAUGAGCAGCCAGGGAGUUUGUUUCCGAAAUACUUUGAAUCUUCGACUCUUGAUGUAUUCAGCUGAAUGAACUCAAACUGACAUCAAACACACUCGAUGGGAUGUGUCAGUCUUAGUUUGUGUGUUGAGUCUCCGAACUAAAAAGUAGGGUUUGUUUACUUUGGGCCCAUCCAUCAGGUCAUACCACCCUCCACCUCACCUCUCUGUUAACUAGUUUGCUUCUCUCCCGCCCAGACGCCACUCAGCCAUGACCUCAUACUGAAUUUGACUCAGGAUGGGAUUAAACUGCUGUUUGAUGCCACAAAUCAGAGACUCAAGGUGAAAAAAAUGGUCAUUUUGGUGUGUGUGCAUGUGAGUGUGAAUGCCUGUGGUGGUAAAGAUGUUAGACUGCCCUGCCUUGUGAAUUACAUGUAAUUCAUAAUUAGUAUCCAAACUAUUGUCAUCCUUCUGUGUAACAGGUGAUUGAAGUGUACGACCUGAGCAAAGUUAAGUUGAAAUACUGGUAAGUAGAAAUCUAAAGCACCUCAUGUAAAACGGGCUAAAUAUGGUGGUCUGUGUGUAUACCAGGGGUAGGAAAAAAUCGAUACAGCAUGGUAUCGCGAUAUUUUGUCUGGUGAUAUAUCUUAUUGUCUCAUUUACCAAGUAUCAAAGUCAAAUCUAUGAUAAUAGAAAAAUAAAACCAACUGUUUGUCCAGUGAGGUUAGCAGAGGUGACAUCAUAGAACAGGAGAAAGUUCGUACAACAAAUAUAUAUGAGGUUUGCAAGAUGUGCUACAUGCAAAUAAAAAAACUGUGUAAAUAAGACAAACAUAAAGGAAAGACAAAUGCUAAAUUAGCUAAACAGGGGAAAAAUUAUAUAAAUUGCAAUAUAUUGUACCGCAGUACUCACUGUAUUGCAAAAUGUUAAAAAUCACAAUAAUAUCGUAUCGUGGCCCAAGUAUUGUGAUAAUAUUCUAUCGUGGGGCCACUGAUGAUUUCCACCCCAAGCAUAUACUAUACAUAUAAUGUUGCCAAAGAGAUUGUGAUUAGCUCCAAGCCACAGACAGGCAGCUACUCAGUGAGAGAUAUCACAGUAAUAAAAUCUGCCUGUUUCAGAGUGUAUCUCUGUCUGUGUGUGAUUGACUUUCAGUAAAACCUAUUUGACUCCUCUGGCAGUAGCUCUUCAUCAAAUGCACAACAAUCUUUGUGAAUGUCAAUCGAUGUAACACAGGCUCUUUGUGUAUGUGUUGUGUUUAAGUGGAGUCCAUUUCAACUCUCAGGCCAUUGCCCCCACUAUAGAGCAAAUUGACCAAUCAUUUGGAGCUACGCACCCUGGAGGUACUUAACAGAUCACACAAACACAUGGAGGAUGUUUGCUGUCACACAUGCUGUAAACAUACUGUAUAUCACACUUUACUAAUCCUUUUAUUCUGAACCUUUCCCUCCCCACCUUCAGUUUACAAUGCUGCAGAGCAGCUGUUCCAUCUCAACUUUCGAGGCCUGUCCUUCUCCUUCCAACUGGACUCAUGGAAUGAAGCUCCAAAAUAUGAGGUGAGUAUGAUGAUACUGAUUUUGCUUGUCAGCUCUGUGAAGAAAGGCUGAGUGGUUGUGUAUUCACAUCCUAAGGGAAUCAGGGCAGCCUUGUGAUUAAAGUAAUUACCCUUCAUAUGGACAGUCUGAGGUCAAGCUCUAAAAGCAUGUUCCUAAAUCCCUCUAAGCUAUGUGUUGUUGCAUCCUUAUAAUAAAUCAUCAGUGACUGGAUGAGGAACAUAAAUGCAUGCAGGGAAUAGGACUUUAUUUUUGUUUGUUGAUUAUUUUCUCUUAUUUUUCUAUGACAAAUCUUCCAAUGAAUCGAGUAUAAAUUCCAUUUUUUAUUACUCAGAUGUCAAAGACUCAGUGCAGUGUUAUGUAAGCAGUAAAAUUCUGACUGCAGCAGGGAGUUUAGAGAUUUGGCAGCAACAGUUUAUGCUGAAGUUUUACAAAACAACACAGACUCCUGCUGAAAAUGCUGCAGACACAACCAGCAAUCUACAUUCUUCCUCAAUAAAGUGAAGAAUAAAGAUUUGAGUUUGUGGCCUGUUUUGCUGUUUGGACUGUACAGCUGUAGAUGUCUUUGAUGCAUGUCAUGAACCAGCUGCUCUGCUGUCUGCUUCUCUCUGCUGCUUGCUUGCUACUGUGAGCACACACACAUUAUGUGGUGACAUCUUUAUUACUCCCAUGGAUGAUUUCCCUUAUCCCAUUGAUUUGAGUGUGGCAGAUUAUCACAUCUUAUUUGGUUGCACCAACAUAUUGAUAAUGCGAUUGUAAAGGCAUUGAUUCUCCUAAGCCCUGAAAAGCCAUCCUCGUGUUCGCUGUUUGUCUGUACUUGCAUUCAGUUUCAAAGCUGAGUUAUAAUACUUACAUCUCUCUGCCCAAGGCUCCUGUAAGCAUUGUAUUCUUUGUAGACAGGUGACUGGGUGUUACAAGGGGGAAUCACUGAAGACUGCAACCUUUACCUUAGGUAUUAGAAUGACUCAUCUGUAGCUGCCCUGCCUGUCCGUUGUUGUUUGUGGACUUGAAAAUACACCAAAAAUAACACACUGAGGGUAAACUGCUGAGUCACAAUGAAUGUUGUUUGGAGACAGGACUUCUCUUAGUACAAACUUUUCGACCAGACAGAGAUCCAAGCAGGAUUCAAGUGUAGUGUGUGACCAAUAAAUGGAAACAUGAUGUUUGACUUUUCCCCUGAAUAACAGAGGUAUUUAGGUCAGCCUGUGUUUUAAACUCCAUUGCUUAACUCAAUGGCACUUCGUCAUAGAUGAACACAUUUUUCUGCCCUUGACAAUCUUCUUCUUGCAUAGUGUCUUGUCAGUGUGUGGGACUCUUUUCAGUGUGCACACACAAACUCAGUUUACAUCUUGUACUUGUACUACUCCCAGUUGUUUUGCCUUGGCAGCCUAACUUUGCCAUGGGUUUGGCCUCCCUGCAGAUUCCACAUGGGGCAAUGGUCAAGAGGAUGCACAUCUACACUGGCAACAACCUACAAGAAACAAGGUAACAGACAAGCAGAUAAAUGAACACUGGCCAUCAUACCUCUUCAUUAGUGUGUCACAACAUGUCUUUAUUUUAUUUGUCUUCGUGAGUUUAACUCGAUCUUCAUCAAACACACAAGGGAAAAGGAAACAAAGAAGUCCUCAGAUCUAAAAAAAAGUUUUGAAAAGGGUAGCUUCUAAUAAGUUAAAAUUAAUAUAUAUCUUUUUUUUCCCUCUGUCCUCAGAGCUCCAGUCAUGCCGUUGGCUUGUUUCCUUGGUAACAUAUAUGCAGAUGGUGUGGAUGUCCUGAGAGACCAUGCAGGGCCUCUUGGACUUAAACUUCGCCUUCUCACUGCAGGUAACAUAUGCCUCCUACACCUCUGACUUAUUGAUGUUUUCUUUAUUCUUCAUGUAGUUUUGCUGAAUUUCAUAAAAAUUUGAAUCAUGUUGAUUUGGUUUCAUAGAUCGUCAGCACUGUCACACUGCUGUCCCACAGUGUCUUUGUACAAAGUUUUCCAGGGUUGUUUGAGCCAAGGAAGUGCAACAUUUCUGCAGACAGUGCAAGUUUCACACAUACAUCCUGCCAGCUCAGUCAUUUAAACACACUUUUUCUCCUCUGCCAAGUCUCUGAUACUAACUCUAAUGACUGAUAAAUUCACCCAACUAUUCACCUUAGAACCAUGUGUACAGGUGGUGAAACAGAGGUGGAACAGUCCUGUCCUGGACAGAAAAAAGGCUACAGAUUUAUCUACAGACGCCUGACUGGAUUAAAUAUGUGUAAAUGUGUGGUACUGACCUGUGUUAAGCAGUCCUCAUUCACUGAGACACUGAUUGUAAUCGCUAUAUCUGACCACGUUUGAAUUUUUAUUUAUAACAAUAUUUUUAUUUAAAUUUAAAAGUGCAAACAAGGUAAAUAGUUUUUGGUCUAGUUUUUUCAUGAACAAUAGUACUGGAAAUAAUAUGAACAAUAUAAAUAAAUAUAGUAGUACUGAUAUUAGAGUCGUCAAAGUUAUAAGUAAAUGAAAGUACAAACUGCAGUGGGAUCAAAAUAAAGAAAAAAAAUAUGCAGAGCACAAACAUACACAAACAGUAAUGAUAAUAAUACAAAGUUGAGUUAACAACUCAGAAAGUAUACUUAAGUGUAAGUGUGCUGAGAGGGUACAUACCCCCUCCUCCUGCCCAUUCAUCCCAUGAGCCAUGUUUGGCAAAAAUAAAUAAUUAAAUAAUAAUAAAUUAUUAUUAUUAUUAUUAUUAUUACAUAAGUGAAUAAAUAAUAAUAGUUAUAAUAAUAAUAACAAAAUAAAUAAGAUAAUAGUGGUAAAUGAAAACACACUCACAUUAAAAGAUAGUCCAAUAUUAAUAAUAGCAAUAAUAUGAGAUAUAAAAAAAUGAUAUAAAAUUGUUUUUUAAAUAAAGUUGCAUAGAAUGUAGGUGUAAAUCCAGUACACAAGAAAGAGAAAAGGUUUCAGCAUCAGUCCUCACAUUUUAGUUGCAAUGACGCAUCAAUAAAAGCUUGUUUCACUUGUUUGAAUUGUGUUCCUUGUUGAUAAUCUGGGGAACAGGUUAUUUACUUCUUGUUUGAAUGUGUUUGGUGCAGGUUGUGGUCCAGGUGUGAUGGCUGAUGCGAAAGUCAGGUCUAUUGAAAGAAACAUCUAUUUUGGGGACUCUUGUCAGGAUGUUCUGGGUGCUCUGGGCUCACCACAUAAAGUCUUUUACAAGUCUGAGGACAAGGUAGGAAAACUGUUACUUGUGGUGUUGUUUAGUUGAAACUAAUUGAAGUAUCCCUGUUCAACACGAGUGUUCCUUUAUCAAACCAAAACAGUAGACCCUGUUAAAUUAUGACCUACAGUACUCUAUAUGUUUAGUGCAAAUGCUUCUCUCAUGUAGCACAUCUUACAAACCUUUCAUAUAUUUGUUGCACUAACUUUCUCCUGCUCCAUGAUGUCCCCUCUGCCAACCUCACUGGACAAACAGUUGAUUUUAUUUUUCCUUUAUUGUAGAUUUGACGUCAUAUUAAAAAUUCAUUUGAAAAAAUCAAUACUUGAUGAGAUGAUACAAUAUAUCACAAGACAAAACAUUGUAUCAAUUUUUUCUCCCACCCCCAAACAAACUGCCUUUUUUUUGUUACAGUUGUAGAGUCAUAAACUUUUCAAAUAAAAUACAUUUAUUUCAAGAUGUUCUUUUUUGUUUAACCUACCACUUCAAUCAAGUUCUUGUCUAAUAACCCCAGGUACAAAACAGUACACACUGUCCGGUACAGCAGAAGAACCACAGACGAUCAAAGAUAAAAAGUGACUCAUAAAGCAUUUUAAACACCACAGAUACAAACAGAAGCCCAUUAAAUUAUGGCACUUGAAAUUUCCAGAAUAAAGCCAAAACUUGCCAAAAUGUAGUGAUAAUGGUACUGAAAUAAAGUUGUUAUUUUACUAGACUAAAGAGAGAGGGAGACUCAAAUAUUUGAGAAUGAAGUAGUCAGAGGUAGAGGUCCGGCAAAAGACAAGACUUUGUCUCUGCUGAAUAUGAAACAAGUCAGUUUAGGCAUUAGAAAUGAAGCCUUAUACUUACAUUUCUGUGCUCUUUGUUUCCUUUAAGAUGAAGAUCCACUCUCCAUCACCUCACAAACAAGUUCCCUCUAAAUGUAACGACUACUUCUUCAACUACUUCACCCUCGGAGUGGUAUGUGGCUCAGUCAAAGCCUGAUUGUCUGUCUGUUUAUAUGUUUUGAAAGUACUGUUUUGUUCUUCUUUGUGUUAAUCUGGUUAAACUGGGACAUUUCAUUCUGUGUGCUGAAACGGAUCCUUUCUUGAAGCCAAAGAACAGGGAGGGAAAGAGUUGGAAUCACUUGUAAGUGCCCGCAGUGAAAUUCCUCUUGCUAUCCUGAGAGGACAGCUUUUACACUGUGAGGGAGUUUGAAGGGGAAGUGGUUGAGGAUGGGAGCUCCACGCCAUAAUGUCUCACUGCUGCUGCUACUGAUGUUGCACAAGAUUUGAGCGGACCUACAUAACUUACCGUGGGCUUGUGGAAAAUCUUUUUACCUCCGCCAAGGAGGUUAUGUUUUCGGUAGCGUUGGUUUGUUUGUUUGUUUGUUUGUUUGUCUGUUAGCAACUUUACGGAGAAAGUUACAGACGGAUUGACCUGAAAUUUUCACCAGAGGUGCGUCUCAGCCCCAGGAGGAUCCCAUUACAUUUUGGUGGUGAUCUGGACAAAAUUCUGGAUACUGUGAUCCAGAACACACAAAAAUAAGGGUGUUGUUGGAAUUUUCUAUGCUGAAAGAUAAACAAUGGGCGGCACAGUGGUGUAGUGGUUAGCACUGUUGCCUCACAACCAGAAGGUCAUGGGUUCAAAUCCCGGUCAGGGCAUAUCUUGUGUAAGGGGGGGACAUGAGCUGCUUGGCGGAGGUCAGCGCUCUCCGAGUGCUUUUCUAUUGUUUUCGGUAGCGUUGGUUUGUUUGUUUGUUUGUUUGUCUGUUAGCAACUUUACAGAGAAAGUAACAGACUGAUUGACCUGAAAUUUUCACCAGAGGUGCUUCUCAGCCCCAGGAGGAUCCCAUUACAUUUUGGUGGUGAUCCGGACAAAAUUCUGGAUACUGUGAUCCAGAACACACAAAAAUAAGGGCGUCGGUGUGUAGAUGUGUGUGGGGUGUAGAUAGGCGGCAUAGUGGUGUAGUGGUUUGCACUGUCGUCUCACAACCAGGAGGUCAUGGGCUCGAAUCCGGGUCAGGGCAUACCAGUUUAAAAGUUAAUAAAAGACACAUUAAGUUAAAACUUUGGUGUGAAUCACAAUAUAAGGGGGGACAUGAGCUGCUUGGCAGAGGUUUGCCCUCUCCGAGUGCUUUUCUAGUUUCAACUGAAUUUGUACAUACCUAUGAAAUCUUUUUUCAAAUCAGUGAAACAUCACAUUUUGUAGUGAAUUAUUGGAAGUGAAGUGUGUGUAAUAAUGUAACAGCGAGAGGAGCACUUCAGCUCAAGUGAGCUUCUUUGGAUAUUCAUCAUGGGGCCGAUUGUGUUCUGUCUGUUUUAAACCAUACUGCACAGAAACAUCACACCCUUCAUUUUUUAUAGCAGAGCUUUGUCAGAAACUGCUCUUCAGUCUUUCUCCCUGAGUCAGCUCAUUUGUUUAAGUGGAGCAGCUUCCUCUUCAGACCUGUUUUUACAUAAGGUCGAACUCCUUUCUCUCUGUUCAGCCCUCAGCUGCUUACACUGGCUGGGUGUGAAUUCUUAGGAGCACUAUCUGCAUUUCCUCCUCACUUCAUUCUCACCUGAAAAGCCUUUAGUGAGCUGGUCUGAUCAAAUUUUUUGUGCAAAAUAAAUGUCAAAGAUUGUGUUUUUUUUAUUUUGCAGGAUAUCCUGUUUGACUCCACAACACACCUGGUCAAGAAGUUUGUUCUUCAUACCAACUUUCCUGGACAUUACAACUUCAAUAUGUAAAUACUAUUUUACCUGUCAUUCUUCAAUCCUCUCUGAUUCCUUCACACUUGUCUCAGCCCUGCUCUCUUUCUUUAACAUGUGUCAUUGUCCCCACCCUAGAGCAACAUGAUGGUAUCAGACAAACAGGGCCUCCAUUUGUCUCUUAUAUAUCUCUGUCACAGUGAAAUUGAAGCUUUUAUUCUAACAUUCUGUUCGUCUCAUCGCUAUGCUCUCUCAUCCCAGAUAUCAUCGAUGUGACUUUAAGAUUCCUCUGGUCAUUAAGAAAGGUGAGACAGUUUUCAGUCAUGAAUUCUUCAAAGAAGCAGUGAUGAUGUUUAUCUAAUGUCUGUUCUGUGUCUAUGUUAUUGUGCCCCUGUGCUUCAGAAGGAGCUGAUUCUCAGACAGAGGACUGCAUCUUAACCACCUACAGCAAGGUCAGUUCAAGAGUUUAUGAGCUGCAAAGGACAGUUUAGACGGUGCAUUCAAGAUAAGAAUGUCACAACUACUUGCAGCAAAGUGGUCCACAGGCUGAAUCAACACUUUUGAUUUUCCUGUUCAACAUGACCAGUUUAAAGAGGGGUUUGUUAGCGGCUUACAGGCAACAGCACAGAGCUGCAUAUCUGUAAGCUGAUUUCACCAAGGGUAGGGCUGAGCUUAACACUAACAUACAGGAUAUAGUACAGGGAGGGACAGGAGUGUGUGUGUGACUGGAUUCAGAUACCUGCCAUUUACCUCAGGGUUGAGCAGAGCUGAGAGCAUUUUAAUUUUGACUUCCACACCUCUCUUCUUGCUGAUUUGUGUGAGGUCAGUCCUUUACUGUUGCUGUGAAUCAGCAGAGAUGGUGCUCUGAGACCAAGGGAACAACAAUCAGUAUGUGUGAUGUUUUCAUUGAUUGAUUUACUCCAGCCCUCCUACCUCUUUUACACAGCCUCUAAAUCUUACUUAAACCUUAUGUGCAGAGCAUAAAAAGUGAUACUGUUACAUCUGUAUUAAACUGCAGCCACUACAUGUAGAGUAAUGUCUAAGUCAUGUGAUAUCAUGCUUUUACAACCAUAUAUUACUUGUAGGCACUACAUUUGAUCUUCCCCUUGCAAUGAUGCAAUGAUUUGAAGUGUAUGAGCCUUGUUCUAGUUAUCUAUAUGGUGUCCAAAGUGAGUCAGGGUGUCUGAGCACAUUUUACAAGUUAAACACAGCUUAAAGGGAUAUUCUGGUGUAAAAUUUAGUUAGGGUCAAACACACCGUAACACCGAGUUAGACACCCCCUCAAGAGAUGAAUGUUGCCGACUGCUUGCUUCUCUAGUUAUACCAACUUUAGUAACGACCACAUGAUAGCAAUACACAGCGAUCUACGUCUCCACGCACAAACCUCAACCAAAACACCACUCUAUAGCCACAAAUAAUGCUCAGAACAACACCUAACUUCAUCAACAGUACAUAUAGGGUCCCAGCCAUAGUACUAGCCUUCAAACAUCUUUUUAGCUUUGCCUAAUUUCUUUAGCAAAGAGACUAAACACAACUCACCCACUCUCCUCCAGCAGCCGCUUGUUUGUGGGGGGAGCCCUGACGAGUCGAUCACAGAGUUUCACGGCUUAAGGAAGAACAUUUAUGAUUAUUACUACAUGGAAAUGCAAUCAGAGUUCUUGUGAAUCUUGUUUGUGCACUGCAGACGCAGUAGUUCUCCUGCCUUAGUGUCUCGGUCUGAUUGAAUCUCCAUGAAGUAAUAUUAAUAAAUUUUCCGCUGCACUCAGUGAUCGACUUGUCAGGGCUCCCCCCACAAACAAACGGCUGCUGGAGGAGAGCACUAUGGCUGGGACCCUACUGUUGAUGAAGUUAGGUGCUGUUCUGAGCAUUAUUUGUGGCUAUAGAGUGGCUUUUGGGUUGAGUUUUGUGCAUAGAGACGGCGACUGCUCUGUAUUGCUAUUUGCUAAAGUUAGUGUAACUAGAGAAACAAGCAGUCAACAACAUUCAUCUCUUGAGGUGUUGUAUAACUCUAUGUUACAUUGUGUUUGACCAUAAUUUAAAUUUACACCAGAAUAUCCCUUUAAUUGAUGUGGUUAGGUAGACACAUGGCUGAAAGAAGUCUGAAUAAGCCCCUUGAUUAUUCAAAAGUGUGUUUUGACCCAAAUGAUAAUCAAGCCAAUCAGUGAAUUUGUCUUUAUUUCCGGUAAGAGCCUUAACGUGCGCCUUAAGGCAGACAUGUUGCUUAGAUGUCUUAGUAAGAUGUGAAAAAGGCGUAGAUGCUCUCUGCUUUCUCAGUGCAACACCUUUGCGCUUGACCACACCUCAUUUGAAUACUGACAUAUCCAUUGGUGCUACAUCUGUGCAAGUUUACUCACUUUUUACACAAUGUAGGCACUCUACAUAAAAAAAAAAGUUUUAACUGUGUUUGGCAGAAAAUAAGGACCUGUCCUGCAUACUCUAAUGUUAUGUGCUGGAUGUUAGAUGAGGCCCCCAGUCUUCAUUGCUGCACAGACAGUCGGCCAGUGGAAAUAGAGGCACGGUCAUGUAGGAACUAACAUUGUGCUGACUCUUAAGGCAGGUCUGGAUUUGUGAUCAAAUCCAUGUUGACUCUUAAUUAAUAGCUGUCUUAUUUUUUUUGUCUCUCUGUCAGUGGGAUCAGAUUCAGGAGCUGCUGGGUCACCCUAUGGAAAAACCUGUUGUCCUCCACAGGUAAAGACAUGUCCUAUUCUGCGGACACACGUAAUGGAUCAGAGCUGUUUUAUUUGUCUAUCACAAAAAAAGAAUAUAAUUUGUGAGAGCAUGUUCAUGUUGUUAGUUAAGAAACUUAAAAUCUUUGAUGUUAUCUCCAUGAGGGUCCUCUCUGACAUGAUCAUGUUUGCUGUGUUUGGCAGGUCCUCUUCAGCCAAUAACACCAACCCUUUUGGCUCUACCUUCUGCUUCGGACUGCAGAGGAUGAUCUUUGAGGUCAGAAUACAAAUAUCUCUUACUGUAACUCUCACGUGUAUGAUGUAUGUAAACCUACAGUUAUCAAGAGAGCUCCAGUUGUCUGGAGGGCUUGAAGAAGAGAUCUUUUGUGACCACCUCAAAGCGACACGGAUGGGUCGUGUUUAUUUGGUCUUUUAUUCAAUCACGAUAGUCUGUAUCGAUUAAGUUUUUUUCUACUUUUUUUCCACUGGAAAACCAAAAUCCUAAAGCCUUUUUGUUCACACUUAUUUCUUCAGAAUUUCAGCACCAUAUAUUUUAGGGGUGGGAAUCACUAGUGGCCCCACUAUACAUUACUAUCACAAUACUCGGGCCACGAUACGAUAUUAUUGCAAUUUUUAACAUUUUGCAAUACAGUGAGUAUUGCGAUACAAUAUAUUGCAUUUAAACAAUUUUUUCAACUGUUUAUCUAAUUUAGCAUUUGUCUUUCCUUUAUGUUUGUCUUAUUUACACUGUAUUUUAUUUUCAUGUAGCACAUCUUACAAACCUCAUAUAUAUUUGUUGUACUAACUUUCUCCUGCUCUAUGACAUCACCUCUGCCAACCUCACUGGGCAAACUGCUGAUUUUAUUUUUGUUAUUGUUAUUGUUGACUUUAUAUUAGCAAUUAAUUUGAAAAUCAGUACUUGGUAAAUGAGACAAUACGAUAUAUCACCAGACAAAAUAUCGCAAUACUAUGCUGUAUCAAUUUUCUCCCACCCCUAUUUUAGUUACAUAUGCUCUAAAUGCGCUCAUAUUUGAUGUCUGUUCCUUCCACAGGUGAUGCAGAACAACCACAUAGCAUCAGUGACUCUCUAUGGAGCUCCACGGACCGCCAGUCAAGCCAGACCCGAGUCCAGUAGUAGUUCCCACUGAACAAAUAACCAGAACCAUAUCCCAUUUGGCCUGUCCUGAAUCUUGUACUUCUACUGACUGAACCUGUAAACCCAGAGCCAGAUUCCUUACCAAGCAGACCUAAACCAGAACAACAAAGACAUUCCUGCUCAUAUGCUACUCAUAAACCUGAACAUCAAACCAGAACCCACAACCAUCCAAAUCAAACCGGGCAUGAAUCAACUCUUCCUGCUGGUCCUGAAGACUCACUCUUACAGUCUGCACAAGAAGCCCAACCCAGGCAAUCCAGGAUCUGUUGUCAUGGUUACGGUGCUGGAGGACUGAUGCUUUGAAAUAAAAGUGGCAAAAUGAUGUCUUGGUUCUGAAAGGGGCUGAAGAAAUCAGUGCUUCAGUGGAGCUCAGCUAUUUCCUAUCACAUGCAGGGACUACAUUUACCACAAAACCAAGAAGAGUUUUCCCAGACUGUUGUUAGGUUGGCAUGGUUGCCUUGGUGACAGCGCUGUGACUGCAGUCUGUCUGUGAGGACAACCUCCAGAACUGUGCGGUGGAGAAAGAUCAACAUUUAAACAUCGUCUGCUACAAAUCUCAGCGUGAGACAUCAGAGAGUUGUAGGGAUGUAACAUCACCAAUCUGCCCACUGCAGCCAAAGUCUCAAACACACACUCUGGCAUGACCCACUGAAUACACAUCAACUGAUCACACUGCCAGCCCAACCAGGCAGCACAGCCUGUCUUCCUGCCACAGCUCCAGAACCAGACCCAAAACCAGAAACCACAAAAAUCAAACCAGCCCGAGCCAGAGCCAUCGAAAAGCUACAGAGGACUGUUACCAAAAACAGACAAACAUGAGGAUUCAGAUGUUGUCAGACAUGAGAACCAAACACAGUCGGGGUUAGGGGAGACAAGAGGAGCACAGCACACCCUGAGCAGCCUGGUGACCAGAUAUGAAGCCCAGGAAAGCCAAACGAUCCAAACACGUUACAUCAGCUCCACCGAAGAUUGUCUCCUUCAUCCAACCUCACAUGUACCCUCCUACAACCUUCUUCAGUGGUGCCCACGCACACACACACACAUACACACACACACUAGCACACAGCAGUAAGAACUGUAUGAACCUACAGCUGUUUGACGCUCCGGACGUUUGUGUCUUUGUCCUUGCUUACACACUCACAUAAAUGAGCAUCUGCAUGUGAUUGGCUGCUGGCUUUGAGAUGGACAUUUUAACUGACUGAUUCAAGCACACGCACUUACACACACACACACACACACACACACACACAGAGUUUCAGUUCCUGACUAUUGUCACAUGUAUUUCUGAUACAUGAGGUCCAGUUUAACAUUUUGAGCCUUUUCUUAAACACGACUCAAAAAUGGAAACAAGCAGGCAUGAUGUGAGAAUUUGCAUGAACUUGGCUGACGCUGUGGAAAGGUGAGACUGAUUACAAGCACAAACUGGCCACCUGCGCUCUUUGUUUGACCCUGCAUGUAGUGAAGACAUUGACCCGGCACACAGUUUGUUGUUUUGACCCCUCUGCCCUGCCUCACCCACGCACACCAUGACCACUUUAGUUGUAUUCUUUUCAAAACAACCAUUAUGACAUUUGCACUAAAACACACCUUUUUACUUGAUUGGUUAUGAUUUUCCGAUCCUUUGAGAUGUAAUUGUGGAGACUUUUGCAGGUGGUUGUGUGCGCGUGUGUGUGUGAAUGUGCGUGAGUGUUGACACAGCAAAGAUGUACAGUGGGUGUGUUUUUGCUGUUGUCUUCUGUGUUACUCUCUUCUUACUCUGUGCUUUCUUCAUCCCCACAUCUGACUGAAGUGUUGCAGUUCAUCCCUCGGCUUUUAUCUCUGCUUCUAUUUCUUCAUCAAAUUGCCAAAUGCUAUAGCCAAAGACGUUUCAGGAUGAUUUUUAUUUGAUCUGCUGACAUUAUCACUGUAAUCUUCAAUCUUUAAACCUGUCCUAUCGGAGCAGGCGUCUCCUUUCUUUUCUCCUUUAGUUUCUCAUCUGAGCGUCAAAGAAAGCCAUUAUCUUAGUCAAGCCUCUAAAUCCAGCUCCUGUUUCUUAGAACUGCAGACAGUAAUUGCACAGCAUGACAAAAGCUGACUUCAAUGAGAGGUUUUACAACAACAAUUGACUUGUCUGUCAUCUGGAUCUGGUUUCUGUCAUAGACACGUUAACUAAAUUACCAACCACCGUAGUCCAUCCUAGGGUUGUCUCUUCUACGGAGGUUAUUGUUGUUUUAAGGCGCUUUAAUUCAAAGAUUGAACAUGAUUUAAUUUUGGAAUUAGUAAAUAUGAACCCGUUUCAGAAAUGGGAAACACCAGGCAUUCCAUCAUCAAAUCAUUUGUUUGUCUAUUUUUCUUCCUCCCAAUGUUUGCAUUAAAAUUCUCUUAUCCUCAUGAGCAUUUGAAUAAACUGUGUAUUAAUUUUAAUACACACGCUCUCUCUUUUAUUGUCCUGGUGUGUACACGCCAGUGUUAAUGUUUGUUUUUUUUUCUUCUUUUAUUUUUUUCCUCUCUUGCUGAAUUCUUACUCGUUUUGAUCAACAUGUGUGAAGGCAUCAGGGUUGAACCAGGGUCUGUUACCAUGAGAACAUGCUCCAGUUUCAGGCAGUCGAGUGACAUAUAGAUGGUUUGAAAAAUGAUUUCUUUCUGAAUGCUUCAUCUCUGCAGAGUCUAAGUCGUUAAAAUUCACUCUGCCUUUUCUUUUUUUUCUACUUUAUUGAACAACUAAAGCAAACUGCAUUGAUUGAUCGGUUCAUUUUCAGCUUCCUCCAGCCAGCAGCAUCCACAUUUUUUUCAUCAAUGAAAAUGAACAAGGAAGCUUUUUCUUCACUUCUAUUGGAGACUUAUUGAUAAUAAAAACUCUGAUUUUUUUUUAGUCUUAGCUACUAAAGAAUGAAUUCAGAACUUUAUCAGCACAACUUGGCUUUUUUUUCAGGACUGUGAAGAGAAACUUGUGAUAGCUUAAUGUGCAAGUGAGCACUUUACAGAGCAUUUAGAAAAAUCUGUGUCAUCCAGUCAGAGAGAUGAUGUCUCUGUGUUCAGGCCCUGAUGCUUUGAGUUGAUGUUGAUGUACAUGCUGUAAAUAGUUGUGUGCUCUUAAUCUAGUGUCCUUUUAUUAAAAUGAUCUUAAUGGCACAGACACAACUGACUCAGGCACUGGCCGAGUAUCCUAAUAAUACUCCUCCAUGAUUCUGAUCACACGUACGACUCAGGAGGAGGCCUCAGCUCACACAUGGCUCAUCAACUAUCACUGGAAGUUGUUUUUGUCUUUCACUCCGGACCACUCAGUAUUGAAACGUGUUUAUGUGCAAUGCAAAAACUGCAGGUACAGAUAAGUGUUGGGUGCCAGACAAUAGCCCUGCUUGAGCUCUGCUUGACCCGCUACUGCAGGGUGUUAAUAUUUAACACCCAGAAAUGCCAUAAAAAUACAAAGAGGACAGAAAAACCGGACCUGUUUAGAGCUGUGAAGUCGAGAUGUUUGUGUCGAGUAGACAGUGGACAGACUCUGAUUUGGAGUCCAGCACUGGCAUGCUGCUGGAUCUGAUGUCCAUUUGUUUACACUUGAAAAAAAUCUGCCUUUGGCAGCAGCUUUCUUUUAGUCAAACUCAAAAGGAUGAGGUGUUUUCUGGAUGCAGAAGAGAUGAAAUUAGAGUUAUUUUAAAGGACGAAUUAAAAAAAAACAAACUAAUUUUUCAUCAAGUUUCCAGGUAGAAGAUGUUGAAGAAGAUUGACGGCUGUCCAGCAUUAAACGCUUUAAGUUCCCUACUUCUUACCUGGUCUGUCCACCUCUUGAGUCAAAAGAGGGAACUGUAUGAUAAUAUGAUAUACAAGCUGCAUUACAACAUUUUCUAAAAUGUGCUUUUCAGCAAAGUUAAGAGAAAAAAAAAACACAAAACUGUUGAACAUUGUGCCUCAUCUCCCACCGAGCCUGUCUUUGACUUCUGUCUCUAUCUCCUCUGUAAAAAGGAAUCUCCCUGUAAAUAGGAUUUGAACUGCAUCAUUGUACAGUACAUACGUGUGCGUGUCACUGAGCAUGAGCAGCAAGCGAACAUGUCAUUUGACCGUCUCAGCUGUUUUAGUUUUCCUGUUACCUGUAGAGAACAGCAGCUUAGGUUGGGUUUCCCAAAACGGGGAUGAGUUUUUACUUCUAUGAUGUUCUUGUUCAUUCAUUCUGUUAUGUUUCUUUGUUUAUUACAAGAAAACACCAAGUGUGCAAUUGUCCAUAUUUAAUCAUAAUGAAAACCACAGUUAUUGUGAAAUGUUUAACUUUUACAAUGCAGUUGCUAAAAUUUAAAGGAAAAUGCCUGAUGGUAUCUAAAUGAGAGAUUUUCUUUAAAACUGGUGGGAAACCAUGUGCUGCCCCCUCCGAUACUGAACUGAAAUAUGUUUAAAGUCCUACAGAUCUUCAAGCGUGCUCCAGAUUUGUCCGACUAGAGGCAGAAAGCUCACCAUGAAAGAAACAGAACAGUAGAUCUGAAAGGAAAUGCACGCAGGAAUCAGGCCUGAAACAGACAAAGUGUAACCUGUUUUGGUAAACCCAACCUAAGGUCACAGACGGUCAGUGCUGUGAGGAUGCUUUGUUACUGAUCGAGACAGAGAGAGGAGCUUUAGGGUGCUGGGUAGUUAAUCUCACCCAAACUCAGGUGGACAUAUCACAUCCUUGUUUUUCGACUAUUUUUUCAGUGAGAAAAACAAGUGAAAUCAGGAGGUCUGAGUGGUUUUGAACUUCCACCUUAUUUCUUUUUGUAUUCUUUGAUUGAAUGCAGGAAUGAAUGAUUGUCAUAAUCAGAUUGUUGUAAUUUAUAAUGGACGGCUUCAGUUCAGUGUAAUGAUAAUCUCAUAUUACCGCUUUGUAUUGUCUGUUAUUGGUAUCAUAUGUUCUGUUGCCCAUCCGGCUUCUCCUCCUCAGAAUUUUUUUUUUUUUUUUUUUAAUGUGGAUAUUUUAAAGCCCGUUUCUGGAAAUGGGGCGGUUCUGCUUAAUUCAAACUUGUGAAAUUCAUUGGAAUGUGGCGUUUUAUAUUUUGAAUACUUAGCUUUGUGUACAACGGAACAAGUCGACUUAUUCAGCAUGUCCACGGAAAAACAGGCAAUAACAAAACCAUGUAGUGCAAAGAGAAGGAUGAUGGUUGACUGAACGCUUCGCUGUGGCUGAAUGAAUCUUUGAGCUGUGUCCGAUGAGGGUGGCUGAGAUGAGCUACCGCUGUGCAAUCUAAUAACUCAAUGCAACAUUUGGACUUAAAUUAAAUCAAACGCUCACUGUUCAUUGACAGUCCAUUUUUGUGUGUGCAACCAGGAUAUGAAAAAAAAAAACAAUAAAAAUGUGGAUGUGAAAAAAAAGUGGGAGUUUUUUAUUCUUUAAUUUAUUCAACCUUGAAACUUUGAUACAAGCUUGCAAGUUUAACUUUUGACUGUGAGCAAAACCUCAACAUCUGUUUUGUGUUAAAGUCUGGCAGGAUUGUUCUUUCAUUAGUCACAAAGACAGAGACAGUUUUAUACUUGGGAGAUAAGCAGUCUGCCUCCAAAUCUGCCCUUUCCUCCAUGAUUUUCCUCUGCUCUUAUAAACUGGAUGUUUGUGAGGUUUUUUGUCGCUUCGUAAACAAAGUGCAGCUGAACAUUCGCUAUUCAGACGCAACCAACUUCUUUUAAUUUCACAUCUCCCCUUGUUUUUGUCAACAACUCCUAAUCACACAUUGUCAACCAGCUGUACUGUGCAUCUACACCACAUGUUGAGACUUCAGUCAAGCAUUGAGGUUGCAACAUCUUACUUUAUGUACUGAAACAACCUAGACAUCAUGUUGUUCCCUUGGACAGCAGACAUCCCAAUAAAUACCUUUGGAUGAUUUGUGAGCACAAACUUUCAACCAAAACUCAGACAUCACUUCAAAACUCAAUGUCAUGGAGCUUAA
Molecule: messenger RNA, 19765 nt
Organism: Xyrichtys novacula (pearly razorfish)
Lineage: Eukaryota; Metazoa; Chordata; Actinopteri; Labriformes; Labridae
Source: the annotation of a GenBank genome assembly